AUGAGCGCGUCAAAGGCUUCAAGCGGAACCGCUGGCGAAAGCAACACCAAGAGACCCAACUUCCUGGUCAUUGUGGCAGAUGAUCUCGGUUUCAGCGACCUGAGCUGCUUCGGCGGCGAGAUCAGAACCCCAAACCUCGACAGACUCGCCAGCAAUGGUUUGCGUUUCACCGACUUCCACGCAGCAGCUGCUUGCUCGCCCAGCCGUGCUAUGCUCAUGACAGGCACUGAUCACCACAUUGCUGGACUGGGAAACCUCAUCGAAUGGACCAACCGCUCAGACCAGAAUGCUCCCUCCGAGGGAGAGAUCAAAUACUGGUCGACAGCUCCCCAGCGUGGCAUGCCCGGCUAUGAAGGCUACCUCAAUGACAGAGUGGCCGCUUUGCCCGAGCUUCUGCACGACGCUGGAUACCUCACCCUUAUGGCAGGCAAGUGGCACCUUGGACUCACCCCAGAGCGCUUCCCACACAAGCGAGGCUUCGAGCGUAGCUUUGCCCACCUGCCAGCAUGCUCCAACCACUACGCCUACGAGCCGCAGCUCGAGGGCAAAGAUCAGAUCCCCGAGUUCAUGACCAUGUCGUUCAUUGCCCUGCACUCCGAAGACGGGGAGUAUGUGAAAAAGCUCCCAGAAGGUUGGUACAGCAGCAACGGCUACGGCGACAAGAUGCUUCAGUACCUCAAAGACCGCAACGAGCAGAAGGACGAGCGUCCUUUCUUUGCCUAUUUCCCGUUCACAGCCCCACACUGGCCUCUUCAGGCACCCGAUGAAUACAUUGCUCACUAUAAGGGCGUCUACGACGACGGACCGGAUGUGCUCCGCGGUAGACGUCUGCAGCGAAUGAAAGAGAUGGGUCUGUGUGCAGAAGACGUGGUACCACAUCCGGUGGUGGCAGAUGAAGUCAAACAGUGGAAAGACUUGACAUCAGAAGAGAAGGCCAAGUCGUGCAAAGCCAUGGAAGUGUUUGCUGCCAUGGUGGAGUGCAUCGACGCCAAUGUGGGCAAGGUCGUCAAGUAUUUGGAGGAGACUGGGGAGCUGGACAAUACUUUUGUUUGCUUCAUGUCGGAUAAUGGAGCCGAAGGUGCCGCGUACGAAGCAUACCCGAUCGUUCAAGGGAGCAUGAUCGGCCAUCUUGCCAAGUACUACAACAAUGCCCUCGAGAACCUGGGCCGCGGAGAUAGCUUCAUCUGGUAUGGACCCCGAUGGGCACAAGCAGCUACCGCACCCAGCCGUCUCUACAAGGCUUUCACGACUGAAGGCGGUGUUCGUGUACCGUUCUUGGCCAAGUUUCCAACAAACAUGGCCGUGCGAGCGGACGGCGAGGGCAUGAGCGCUGGAGUUGUGGAGAGUAAAGGCGCUGGCUCGCAUGUGACCAACGAGAAGGGAAGCAUCACCAACCAGUUUUCCACUAUCAUGGAUCUUGCACCAACCAUUCUCGACAUGGCUGGUGUCAAGCACCCUGCUCCCACCUAUCAAGGCCGGGAGGUUGUGCAUAUGCGCGGCAAGAGCAUGGUUCCGUACCUUGACGGCACUGCACCCUCCAUCCAUCCGGCCGACUUCAUCAACGGCUGGGAGACGUGUGGUCGAGCUGCCGUUCGUUGCGGCGACUGGAAGAUCGUCUUCAUCCCCAAGCCCAAAGGUCCCGAGAAGUGGCAGAUGUACAAUCUGGCCAAGGAUCCUGGCGAGGUGAAUGAUCUGGCUGAGCAGGAUCCAGAGCGGUUGCAGAAGAUGAUCAAGAUGUGGGAUCAGUACGUCCUGGAGACGGGUGUCAUCCCUCUUGCGCCUGCUUUGGGCAACUGGAUCGCGGCAAUGGAGGAACAGAUGCCGGAAGACGCCUGGAUGGAGUACGAGUACUGGAAGGAGGGCGCGAGGGACCAGCCUGAGAAGUUUAGGCGGGAGCUUCCCAAGUUCCAGCGAACGGUCACGGCAAUAUGA
Molecule: messenger RNA, 1932 nt
Organism: Zasmidium cellare ATCC 36951
Lineage: Eukaryota; Fungi; Ascomycota; Dothideomycetes; Mycosphaerellales; Mycosphaerellaceae
Exons: 1
Coding region: 1-1932 (643 amino acids)
Molecular function (GO): arylsulfatase activity
Source: RefSeq, a predicted model, not a curated record